AUGUCGCGCCUGGCGUGCAAGCUGCUGAGAACACAGGUGUGGCCGGCACGCCACCUGGCGCACGGCUCUGUGCGGUAUGGCCUUGACGAGGGACGGACCGAGGCCAUCCCCACGUUUGAAAUGUGCGGCGACUCGGGCUUGACUGCCUUUCCUGCUGUUGUCACCCAACAGGCCUUUCUGCGCGAAGUCAAGCUUGCCCGCAACGCCAUCACCGAGCUCCCGGACGGGCUAGGCGAGAUGAGCAAUCUCGCCCUUCUUGACGUGUCGUACAACGCGCUGCGGAGCCUGUCGCCUGCAGUCGCGCGGCUGAGCUCGCUGGAGAACCUCAACGUGGCCGGCAACGAGCUCAGCGGCGACGAGGCGUGGCCGGCAAGCCUUCCGGCCUCGUUGCACACGCUUAACGCGGCAGGAGCGGGCCUGGAGUCUGUGCCGGAUGCAAUUGCUACACUGAGCGCGGUCAUGACGCUCAAUCUUGCUAGCAACGCGCUGACAGUGCUCGGCUGUGGUGUCGACGGCGGGUGGGCGCGGCUGCACACGCUCGACGUCUCGCGCAACCUUCUUUGCUCGUUGCCGGACGAGCUUGGUUCACUUUCAUCGCUCAUGUUUCUCAACGCGUCGUACAACGCGCUACAGUCUGUUCCGGCGUCGGUGGGUGAGCUCGACCGGCUUGUCACGCUCAAUGUGGCACACAACGAGCUGGCAAGUCUGCCCUCGAGCGUGUGGAAGCUUUCCUCGCUUCGGACACUCAACGCAUCGUUCAACGUUAUUGCCUCGCUGCCGUGCAACGCCGACGAGAUGCCGGCCAACGGCUCACUGCAAACAGUGCUUCUCAUCGGCAAUGGCCUGCAACAGCUGCCGUGGGCGGCGCUGGGGAGCUCGGCGCGGUCGCUGCGGACGCUUGAGCUGUCGUGCAACCCUGAACUUGGCGAAGAUCUCGUGUCCGAGGCUGCGUGUGAGGUUGGGCCACUCUUGACGCGGCUGACGUGGGUGAACAUGACAUGCUGCGGCGUCGGCGCGUGGCCGGCAUGGCUCGGUGCGCUGUCUGCGCUCGAGACCUGCAUCUUGUGGGGCAACGUUGGAGCGUGGCCAGACCGCAGCUGCGCGUCGCCGGUAGGGAGCAAGGUGGUGACACUCUCUCUGGGCGCGACAGGCGCAGGCCCCGAGGUGCUCGACGCGCUCGACGCCGUGGUUGACCAGCUCAAGGAGCUUGACCUCGGCCACAACCCCGAGGUCGAUGGCUCGACGCUUGCACCACGAGUUGAGUGUAUCUCGCUGGCUGGCACCUCGGGCUUGGCGCCAAACAUGCCUCCAGAGGGAACUGCAGCCGACGAAGACGAGUUGGCCGGGGUUAUCGAUGCGCUGGCUGCACGCUGGGCAGUGGCGGCGCGGGUGGGACGGCGGGAGGAUAUGGAGGAUGCGCACUGUGUGGGGCAGGCGAGCGUGCCGGCUCACGCGGUGGCGGCACUUGGCAAGACGUUGGCAACGUUUGCGGUGUUUGACGGCCACAUGAACGCGGUGGCAUCGACGUUUGCGGCCAAGGCAUGGGAGGCGGCGCUGCAGGAGGCGCUUGUGGCAAGCUGCCGUGCCGGCGAUGCUGCCGAAGACAUGGUGGGUGCCGCGCUGAUUGCGGCACUGGCUGCUGUGGAGGCGAAUCUUGAGGCUGCUCACACUGGCGAUGCUGCUGGCGGCACGACCGCUGUUGUGGCUGUGCUCUAUGCGCCGCCCGGGAGUCGGGAAGUGCGGUGCAGCGUGGCCAACGUCGGCGACUCGCGUGCCGCGGUAGUGGACGCUGCCGGCGGGUGUUUUGGCUGA
This is a messenger RNA of Thecamonas trahens ATCC 50062, 1812 nucleotides long. Its product is annotated as leucine-rich repeat protein. The transcript has 2 exons. Gene Ontology annotation, molecular function: protein binding. Bases 1 to 1812 code for a protein of 603 amino acids. The record is from RefSeq and is a predicted model, not a curated record. NCBI's taxonomy places the organism in Eukaryota, Apusomonadida, Apusomonadidae.